Molecule: messenger RNA, 1058 nt
Organism: Leptopilina boulardi
Lineage: Eukaryota; Metazoa; Arthropoda; Insecta; Hymenoptera; Figitidae
Product: trypsin-7-like
Exons: 6
Coding region: 40-885 (281 amino acids)
Biological process (GO): proteolysis
Molecular function (GO): serine-type endopeptidase activity
Source: RefSeq, a predicted model, not a curated record
AAUCUACUACGCAAGUGACAUAACGCUCUCAGAUAACUGAUGAUAAAUUUAUAUUUUAUAACUGUCCGGCGUGUUUUAAAUUUCACAAAAGUCAUGAUUUUCCUCAUCACAUUCAUCUUUUUUAUUAACUCUUCUAUCAUCAUUUGUGAUGCACACUAUGAUUAUUUGGUUAAAAGAAUUAUUGGAGGAAAAGUUGCCGACAUAAAUCACAUUCCAUAUAUGGCGGCUAUUUUUCAUGACGAAAACUACAGAUGUGGAGCUGUCAUUAUAGACAAGUUAUGGCUUAUAACUGCCUCACAUUGUGUACAAGAAUUGCAAUCUGAUUAUACAGUUCGAUUAGGAACAUCAUAUAAAUAUUAUGGCGGUGAAGAACACAAAAUUGAUAAAGUGAUACGAUAUCGUGAAAAAUAUAGUAAACGAGAUGAUGCAGGCUAUAAUGAUGAUAUUGCCUUAAUUAAGUUAGAUAUUCCAAUUGAAAUUAAAGAAAAGCAAAGUCCAAUUCUAUUGGCGAAAUUCGAUGACUUGCCAGUUGGUCGUAAAAUACAAAUUUCCGGAUUUGGAGUUACAAGUGAAAAUGGUCUUGCAUCGAAUGUUUUGAGAACUGCUUUUGUACCAAUAAUAGAUGAGGAUGAGUGUAAAAAAAUCUAUUCAAAUAAUCCUUUAAAUGAUGAUCGUGUAUUUUGUGCUGGAUUUGUAAAAACCGGUGGUGUCGAUAGUUGUUUUGGUGAUUCUGGUGGUCCAGCAGUUUUAAAUGGGAAAUUAAUAGGAAUUGUAAUGGGAGGUGAUGGUUGUGCACGUCCUGGAUAUCCUGGUAUUUAUACAAAAAUAUCAGCCUUUUAUAAUUGGAUUAUAAAAAAUAUUGAUCAAUUUAAAUAUUUCGAAUAAAUAUGUAAUAAUUCGAAAAUUAUUCUUUGACAAGGAAAAAUAAAUGUUCAAAAUUUGUUACAAACUUUUUUGUAAUAAAAUAAAAAGUAUGGUAUCCUUAAAAAAAAUAAAAAAAUUUUAUUAAAUUUUUGAGUCAAUAGUAACGAUUUGUCGUUUUUGUAUUUAUAAACAAA